This is a messenger RNA of Labeo rohita (rohu), 1553 nucleotides long. Its product is annotated as junctional adhesion molecule C-like. NCBI's taxonomy places the organism in Eukaryota, Metazoa, Chordata, Actinopteri, Cypriniformes, Cyprinidae. The record is from RefSeq and is a predicted model, not a curated record. The coding region runs from base 97 to 942 and encodes 281 amino acids. The transcript is spliced from 5 exons.
CGGCUGUCUUUCUAAAGGUUGUGGUUAACACCUUUCGUUGAAGAGCAACACCACAGAUGACUCAGAAUUUCCAUUCGUUUUCUUAGGGGGAAAUUUAUGAUAAUGAAGCUUGCCUUUAAUGUACUCGCAGUGGUUUGGUAUUCACUCGAACAUGGUCUGUCUGGUGUUUAUACAGACAAAGUGUCAGUGUUAGCAGUGGAGGGAGAUUCAGUCACUCUACACACAGGGGUUGAAACAAAGAACCAAGAGGAUAUUAUCUGGUAUUUCAGUGGUGUUCGCAUCGCUCAAAUCAGUGGAGAUCUCAGUUAUAUCUGUACAGAUGUUCAGUGUAAUGAAGGAACUGAGAGAUUCAGAGACAGACUGAAUCUGGACAAUCAGACUGGAUCUCUGACCAUCACAAACAUCACAAACACAGACUCUGGGGAAUAUAAACUAAAAAUCAUCAGCAGCAGUGACAGUGAAAAGAACUUCAGUAUUUCCGUCACUGAUGUUCCUGCUACUGAGCUAUAUGAAAAAAAGGAGGGAGAAUCUGUCUCUUUAGAUGCUGGUGUAAUAAAAUCCCCAAAUGAUGUGAUGAUGUGGUAUUUUAAUGAUACUCUCAUCGCUGAAAUCACUGGAGAUCAGAGUAAGAUCUGUACAGAUGAUCAGUGUAAUAAGAGAUUCAGAGACAGACUGAAGCUGGAUCAUCAGACUGGAUCUCUGCUCAUCACAAACACCAGAAUCACAGACUCUGGAGAAUAUAAACUUAAGAUCAUCAUCAUCAGCAGCAGCAAAUUCAGUAUCACCAGAGUAAGAAGAUUCAGUGUUUCUGUCACUGCUGUUCCAGAUUCAGGUUUGCCUGCAGCUGCUGUAGCAGGAGUAGUUGUUGUUGCUGUUCUGCUGGUUGCUGCUGUAGCUGCUGGUGUGGUUUACCGUAACCGCAGGGGCCUUUCAGUAUUAUAACAGAUUGGGGAAGAUGAUGAUAACUCGCCUGAUCCAAAAGACAUUCAUUUGAGGUAGAUGGGAUGUCCUUAAACUCUGUUCACUCACAAAGUGAUCCCAAAGUUUGUCACAUCUAUUAUAUAGUGUACCAAUUUAAAUUAUAUAAAUAUUGUUUUUUUAUUGUUAUUGUUAUUAUUAUUAUUAUUAUUACUGUUUAAAUAGGUUAAAAGGUAACAGUUUGCCUCUAACAGUAUAUGAGAAAUAAUGUAAACACAGUAUUGGCAACAGAACAGUUCUUGAUGUGUAAUUAGACUUUAUUGUCUUUUAUACUUUUAUAUCCUGCCUAUUAUACUUUAUUCAGACAGAAACAGAACAGUGAAACAUCUGUUUCAUGUCUUUUUCACAACAAGAAGCAUUAACAUGCUGGUCUUGUUCUAUUAGUCCUCACUGAUAGAACUGACUGCACUUCCACAAAUACUGCAUUAAGUGAAAAAGAAAACUUUAUCAGCUGAGAGCCAGAAGAUGCCAGCUUGACUGAACAUGGCCUGGCAGAACUAACACUCUGCUUACUUAUUUUGCUAAUGUUUAUUAUUUAACUACUAACACUUAAGUCAUCCACUUUCAACAGAAAA